Messenger RNA from Brassicogethes aeneus, 6288 nucleotides. The record is from the annotation of a GenBank genome assembly. NCBI's taxonomy places the organism in Eukaryota, Metazoa, Arthropoda, Insecta, Coleoptera, Nitidulidae.
AGUUGACAAAGCACGUCGUGUUUGUCUAUGAACAUCAAAACAAAGAUUAAUGUAAAUAGUGCUUGAAAUUGCAAAAGGCGCAAUAUGCCUGACUUAUUCGGUAUAACAGACACAAUUAAAAGAAAAACGUGUGCAUAUUUAAUACAGAGAUACAUUGGACAUCUUUUUGAAGAAAAAGUUACUUCUGAGCAACUGAAGGUUGAUUUGAUCAGUGGCACUGGAUUAUUGCAGAAAAUAAGUUUGGACGUUCAGGCACUAAAUGAACUGGGCGAAAAACAAAACUGGCCAAUAGAAUUCGUCGACGGCUACAUAGAAACCCUCCACAUUUCCAUACCAUGGAGAACGAUAUUUUCCGACAAAACGCACGUCUUGAUAGACAGCUUAAAAUUGACCAUACAGCCAAAACAAAGAAGCGAAAAUGCUACUUCCAUGUUUGAAUCCAUGUGGAAUUCCAUGACCAGUUCCAUACAUUUAGCUGAAGAGUGUGCCAAGCAAGAUGAGCCAGUUUAUAGCUCGUCGCCUUAUGAAGGGCUUGAUGCUUUUGCCACAGCCAUUGACUCAAUAUUAUCAAAAGUAAACGUAAAAUUCAAAAAUACCGUUAUUCAAAUGGAACACCUUCCACAAAACAGCUCGACAGGCGUGGGAAUUGUGAUACACUUCGACGAGGUGGAAUACUCGGACGAGUCGGCGAACGACCCGCCGUGCGACGAAGCCACAGACCUGACCAAUCAGGACAAAACAAAGUCCUACCUCGUAAAUUCCUACACAACAAAAAGGUUUUCAAUUAACAAGGUUUCGUUUUCCACAGUAGAAUUUUCUCGCACACACAGAACUUUCUCGCCCUCUAUGAUGUCGCAAUCGCAAUUCGACGAGCCGAUGGCGGCGCCGAGAAACGAAAUUUUGUUUGGACAACUUUCCAGCAAGCAAGAGAUAAGAGUAAGGUUAAAACAGUCAGAAAUACUGAAUGGCCCCAAAGUUUCAAUUGAAAUGAACUUAGGUCCCUUACUAUUAUUUUUAUCUCCCAGACAAGUUCAUGUCUUGAUUGAGCUGGCCAAUGGUAUGUCAAGUCCUGAUUUGGAAGACACAAGCAAUGUUGCUCCAAAAACAAAGUGUGUUCAAAAACCCAUGACAGGGUCGGAUUUUCAACGAAUAGAGCAGGAGUUACAGCAAACUAUUUUUACCAAUGCAAAUUCUAAAAUUACUGGUCUACAAGGUGCCCAAGGCUGGUCUACAGCGCCUUUAGACGAAAGUGACACAGAAGAAAACUUCUUGCCAAUAAAAAACGCGACCGGAAUGUGCGGGAGCACAUUUUCCGGACACAGCAGCAGUAUGGAGUCAAGUUUGACGUCCAGCAUGGCCAGUUCCAUGACGGAAAACACUCAUAGAACCAGAAAAAGAAUGUCCAACAUAGACACGGAUCCCAGGACGGAGAUAUCGCACUUCCAAAUAAGACUGGUCUCGAUGGCUUUAGUGCUGGUGCACGAGGACGUCUUGAUCCAGUCAUCGGGCAACGAGGUCCUGGUGCAAUCGAGCGUGAAGCAAAUGCAGAAAAUAUCCGCAGACUUCUUCGAGGCCGCGUGCGACGUGAUUUUGUCGGCUUACGGCGCAGCGCACUUUCAGGACGCCGAGAACGUUCUCGACCGCGCAUGCUCGGUGAAUCACUUGAGGUUGCUGGCGGUGCCAGUGCAGGUCGAGUUCGACGAGAAGACGAACUUGUCCGCUUUCUCCAUCGGCGGGCAUUUGACGGCGGCCAAGUUCGAGUUCGAGGAGUGCAUUUGCGAUUCGGGCAGGAAUCCCGUUCAGCACGUAAAGCUGUUGACGUUCAAAAACGCGCCUGCCGGUGGUAAUGUUAACGCUGCCAAGCCCGACCUGACUUUGAAUUUCAAGCAUGUCGAUAAGACGUCCAAGAAUGGGCUCAAUGUUAGAAAGAAUGGGAGCAGAACGGAUGUAAAUAUACAGCUACAAAACUGCUUAGUAGAAUUGGACUUUACCAUAGUAGAUCGAAUAAAUGCUUUAAUAAACUCGCCACCCAUAUGUGUAAUAGAAAACUCAACAUCUAACCUAUGGAAUACCCCUUUAACCAACGAAGUCCUAUCCAAUAGUACUGUUGACUCGAAAGUGGAUGUCAAAAUUGCUUGCGACUCAAUAUCUGUAAUACUAAGGUUUCCUAUUACAGACUUUAGACCUCUCAACAAUCUAAACAGGAUAGAGUGGUGGAAACGGAACGUGAGGUCCGAUUAUUUGGUUCUCAAUCUUUUGGAGGCCUCGUUUCAAACGACGGUUUUGAGUGGCCAGCAGUUUCAGGAGUACGAAGUGUCGUGCCAAGGUUUGAACAUUUCCUACCACGAAUCGGAAGGAAGUCCGGCAGUGCACGUGGCCAAAAGCGGAAGCGAAGACGGCGGUCAUUCUAUGUUGCCGGAUGAACUGCAGAAGUCAAGAUUAUCAAUUAAAUUCUUCCCGACUAAAAAAUGCGAUUUGGACGACCUAUCCAAUAAACCUGAAGACAUUUCCACUCACUCAAUGUGUUCAUUUUUCGUUAACCCAAACAAGUUAACGGCGCCGUUUUCUUCUGUUAAAGUUGUACAUGAAAGUGAUACUCCACAUUCUAGAAACAAAGCUUUUACAGACGACCCGGACGAGUUGGUAAUUCCGGGCGACAAAGAAGAAAUCGACGAGUUCAUCAAAAACGCCAGCGACUGUACACAAAUAAUGGUGGAUAUUUUUCUGCCGACCGUAUCUAUGCAACUGAUUGAUAAGCACACGUACGAACUGAUCUACAACAGAAUCAAUAAUGAUUUGCUGAUGUGGAAACCGAGCGCCCCUAAACCGAAAACCUACGAAAAGUCGGUGUAUGCGCCUGUUAGUACCACGAUAUUUGAGGGGCAGGAGGUUUUCUCGAUGUGCAAGAGUGGCAUACAGUAUGAUUCAGACAGUGACUCAAACGCUUCAGACGAGCCACCAAACAUAUUUUACUCUACUUACGAUUCGAGGAUGAAAUCCUCGAUAAAACCGCACGGGUUGGUGCAACAGCCGCCGAAAAGUCAAAACGCAUUUGCGUUAAACUUGCAGAUUGGACAAGGUUUGGUGUUUAUGCACACGCCGGUAAGAGACGCGUCCUCCAAGGUGAUACCGAAUCAGCACGGUGAAUUUUUGCUGAACGUCGAAAACGCUAAAGUUUUCGUCGUUAGCGGUUACAAUGGGGACGACAAUUUAGGUUACGUUUGUGUACAAGUACACAAUGCCAAACUGCAUCACUGUGAUAUGAUUUCCACUGCCAGCUCCAAUCCGCCCAUAAAAGACAUCGGAACGAUACCGGGGCGCCAUCUGCACCCCACUAUCUACAAAUCCGACGUCGGAAUGUCUGUCGACAAUAACAACAGGGGCGGCAACCGCGAAAUGUUGAGCGUGGCCGUGAAAAUACAAGCUUCUCAUGAAACACAUCAUGUAAAGACAAUUUUAGUUGCAAUAGGACUCAACAAAGCCACACUGAAUCACAAAAUGUGCAACGAACCCAACAGCUUUAUAUCUCACAUAAUCGACUUCUUUAACGUCCAUGAUUACCCAAUACCUGGGUACGUGUCCAAGGACGUGCUAACCGAAUUUCACCUGCACCUUUGGGACUGCGCCAUCGACUACAGGCCCUUGAACAUACCCUACAGAGCGGCGGUGGCGGUGGGUAACUUUACCAUAUCGUCGCAUCUUUCCGCGGCCGCGAACACUUCCACUUUGAUUUUUAUCGCCGAAGAGUGCGGUUUGUUUAUCAGCGAGAAGCAUCCGCCUAGAGGCGGGGUUCCUUCAACCGUACCCGUGGAUUUAAGAAGGGACUAUGUGAAUGUCGUGGAGGUUGGAUUAUUCGAUUUAAGCCUCAAAACGAGUGACAAGAAAAUGACUGUAAACCCUCACUUCGAUCUCCGCGCGUCAAACAACAAAGUCAACAUAAAGACGUGCGCAGACAGCGGCAAAGCGCUGAUGCAACUGAUCACUUACUACGCGAGCAACGGAGAUCUAGGCAACUGCGAAGAGGCCUCGGAAACGUCGAGCGCCAUUUCCAGCCCGCGGCACGCGGUCGACCAGGAACUGGUCAGCUUGGAUCCGCAGCAACAAAUCAGCAACUUGUCCGUCAGUCAGCACCAUAAUGUCAAGGAGUUGAUUGGAGAUGCCUUGAGGGAGGCGGAACCCAUCGAAGAAGGCACCGAAGUGUUUAUAAACAGCGGCGCCAAACUCUUCUACUUUCCGGACGAAAAGCAACUAACGGAACUGUCGGCCGGCAAGCCGCUGGCGCAGGUGACCGCCGAGCUGGGCGACGUCGCGCACCGCUCGAACAAAAGCAGCGACACCGACGACGACUUCUGCAUAAUCGGCAACGAGGCCGGCCUGGGCAUCUUCCCGCGCAACGGCCAGCCGGAGAUCAAGUGGCUGACCGGCGAGCCGGUGCGCGUGAUCGAGCGCCACUUCGACCUGCCCACCGGCAAGACGGACCUGCUGAAGCCGCCCAAGCACUUUCCGGUGCCGGUCGAGCGGUACACCUUGUGCGAGAUGACCGUCGUGUGGAACAUGUACGGCGGCAGCGAUUUCGGCGGCGCCGGCGGCGCGGUCAAGAGGAAGACGGUUAAUUUUUCCGACGCUAGCCGGCAAACGGUGCAGUUUAGCAAUAAUACGAAGGGAGAGGUGUCUAUUGUUACUGAGCACAAGGAGAAGAGUAGCAAGAAAAAAUUGACGUGGAUUGACAAGGGUGGUUUGAAUAGGGAUCACAGCGUUAGGAUGGAGUUGCAACUGAGUAAGGUGAGAUUUCAACACGAAGUGUACCCAGAACACGCCAAACAAGCAUCCAGACAGGUCCUCAUAAUCUCAGACAUUGAAGUCAGAGAUCGGCUGGAAUCGAGCCGUAUUAAUAAGUUUUUAUACCAAUAUACUAGUCAGGCUAAGCCAAAACAAUCACACGCUCACAUGCUUGUUAUAAAGGCGGUACACGAAAGACAAGACCAACAUGUAAAUUCGCAAGAGUGCUGUUUAAAAAUUUCACUGUUACCUUUGAGACUGAAUAUUGAUCAAGAUUCCUUGCUGUUCUUGAUUAAUUUCUUUACCGAACUGGCUGUAGGGGAUUCACCCAAACAAGAAGUGGCACAGUCCAAACAUAACACACCAACUCACCAACCACCUGUUAUGAUGGUCAACGAGGCGAACAAGGAGGAAGUUCAUCAACAUUUGGAUAAAAUUAUGAGCGAAAAUUUCCUGAUUCAACUCGAAGAACAAGAUGAUAUUAUGGAAUCGGACGAAAAUUUGCCUGAAAGCGUUUUGUGUACCGACGAUUUUUCGCCAGUGUACUUUAGAAAAGUGACAUUUUCGCCUGACGUGCCCAUCCAACUCGACUACCACGGUAAGUUCGUCGACAUGUCGAAAGGCCCUCUGGCGGGAAUCCUGAUGGGCCUCGGCCAACUGAACAAAUCCGAGCUAAGGUUGAAGCGGAUCGACUACCGGCACGGCCUGCUCGGCAUCGACAAGCUCGUCGCGCACCUGCUGCAAGAAUGGUUGAACGAGAUCAAGAAAAAUCAAGUGCCCAGCCUGCUACGCGGUGUCGGGCCUAUGCAUUCUGUCGUCCAGCUGUUUCAAGGUAUCAGAGAUUUGUUCUGGUUGCCAAUCGAGCAAUACCAAAAAGACGGACGAAUUGUCCGCGGGCUUCAAAGAGGUGCUAAUAGCUUUACCACUUCCACUGCUAUGGCUGCUUUAGAGCUAACCUCUAGGAUUAUCCAUUUGAUUCAGCUUACCGCCGAAACUGCCUAUGAUAUGCUUUCGCCUGGACCUAGUGUCAGAAGGAUUCACAAUAAACAAAAAGGACGUAAAAAGCGUUUUAAUCAACCUCAGGACAUUAGAGAGGGCAUGACAAAUGCCUAUCAUUUGGUUAAAGAGGGUAUUGGUGAGACGGCCGACAACAUAGUGCAAGUAGCUUCCCACGAGCAUGAACAAAAAGGUUACAGUGGUGCCGUCGGCGGGGUGCUUCGCCAAAUUCCCCCGACAAUUUUAAAACCGAUCAUUCUCGCCUCGGAGGCUACCAGCAACCUGAUAGAUGGCGCGCGCAGCCAAUUGGAGCCGGACGCGCGCCGAGAGGCCAAUCAAAAAUGGAGAACCAACGAAGGAUAAUAAUAUUUUUAAUAUGUGAUAAACUGACUGCGGUUUUGUGAUUCGUUUUUUAAAUUUAUAAGUUUUAUAAAUAAGAAAUACUGUAAUAUAACUAUUAUUGGAGAUUUUGUAUUUAUUUAAUCGGUUUUAAUAAUUGAUGUUCCAAUAAAU